Fimicolochytrium jonesii is the source of this 2056-nucleotide messenger RNA. RefSeq lists its product as uncharacterized. Lineage: Eukaryota; Fungi; Chytridiomycota; Chytridiomycetes; Spizellomycetales; Powellomycetaceae. The coding region runs from base 40 to 1809 and encodes 589 amino acids. The record is from RefSeq and is a predicted model, not a curated record. The transcript is spliced from 14 exons.
CCAUAAUCCGUCUGCCGAUUGCAAGGGAGCAAACCCUGGAUGCCGUCUUGGACAUACAAGUACAAACCUCAAACUAGCCGCCUUACUGAGUUUUCUAGACACCUCGACAUGCAACGCAGAAGUUUGUGUGUUACGUUGGUUGCGCUUCUGUGCGUGUCGCUUCUACCUGUAGUUCGAGGCGACAUCGACAUCUACGUGGACCGCAAUGCACCUGAGUCUCGCGGGAAUGGAACGCAAUCAAACCCUUGGGGGACGCUGGACGAUGCCAUAAAUCAAGCUCUGCUCGGCCCCAAUGGAGGCCACAAACGAAUUCACCUCAUCUCCCCCGGAGACUAUCCUUUGAAUCAAGCCGAGUAUGGUUUGUCCGUCAAUUUGGCGAUUCAAGGAACGGAAGAGUCUUGGAAUGUGCUCGGCGGGCCGAAGAUCGUGCGCGGCCCUUUGGUAGAGGGUUCCGUGGUUCAAAUGUCGAUCAUUGGCGACGAUCCUUCCAUUGCAUUCUCGAACGUCGUUUUCGGGCUGCCUGAGCAAUCCUCCGAUCCCUCCACCUUCUUAUUUAUGUUCAGCAACCCCGAGUUGGAGGUGUCUCUGACGUUUGACAAUGUCACUUUCGCUGGGGGCCCCCAACCCGACUUCGACAGCAUGGUCGAUGUUCUGUCCCUUAAACUCGAACUGGACUGGUUCGUGUAUUUGGACUGGUUCGUGUAUUUGUCAGAUACCGUCACGUACACUGGCUGCAAAGUUUUGCAAGGCGUCUUUUACUACCCAACCCUCCCGAACGCUAUGGUAUUCAUUAGCGAUCUAUACUUUAAAGCGCGAUCCGGAACCGUAUCCACCGAUUUGACAAAUAUUGUCAUCAUAAGUGACCUAUGUCUGGAGGGUGCUUCGGUGAUCACUCAAACAGCCGGAUCCGGUCAGACAACCCUGACCAAUGUGCACAUCGAAAAGAACGAUUUGUCGAACCCCAAGCAUUGGUGCAGUUCUGUGCUGAGCAUGCAGUCAUCGGAAGGGGGAUCCUUGUCAGCGGUGACAAUCAAAGGCUGGAGCGGGCGUGUGCUAGACAUAAGGCGCGGCACGAAUAUCAUCAAUGGCUUAUCCAUCGUCGAUAGUACGGUAAACUUCCCUGGCGCUCAACCGGUGUAUUCAAACUUCAUGGAUGCGAUCCUACCCGUACCGACGGACUUGAUAUUCAUUGGAAGUUUGGCGACGGUCGAGAUAUCAAACUUCGUUUCAUCUGGAAAUGUCGGGCAAACGAACGUGCUCGGAACGCUCACGAUCGACGACGCGCUAAUGACCAAUAACCAGGCGGUGCUCCCGGGAAGCCCUGCGAUGCCAUAUUUGUUCGCAAUAACGUCAAAGGGAGUGCUCAUUUUAACCAAUUCGAAGAUCACAACUGAUCUUCAUAUCAACGUGACGACAGCCAUCUUGCAAUUGAAUGGCACGUCGAAGGCUGUUCUGGAUUCUGUGACGAUCGAUGAUCAAAGAUGUGCAGCGCAUUGCUUCCAUGUUUUCGAGAUGGGUGAUCUGACGAUUACAGACACGAUUCUCGCCCGUCUUUCAUCCGGCGAACCGCUAUUCAGAUUAGAACGGUCAGAAACCGAUCAGGAUUGGCCGACUACGUUGAUCCAAGGGGUCACUUUCGAGGGGCUAGCGAACACGAUCUUCUCUGGUUCCUUAUCCACUCUCCAAUUGGAAGCAUCCUCGUUCCAGCACUGCAGGGGCGCAUCGCUCCUAGAGCUGGGCUCAGGCAGCAGUUUCAGCGUUGAUAAGUGCACAGAACUGGACGUCAAACGACGGUGCAAUCCUCAGUGACUGCGACGGCACGGCAAGCUUCACAAACUCCGCGUUCAAUUCUAACACAGCCGCAGGUCGAGGGGGGGCGAUUUACGGCAACGUCAACGCUGGACGGUGCAGCAUCACCAUUGUUAACAGCACAUUCACAAACAACACUGCAAACAACGGCGGCGCCCUCUUCAUCGAGCGCUUCACCAGCCAGCCGAACCUCGUGGUUCAAAACGUCUCCUUCACCGAAAACACGGCGCUCCAGUACGGCGGCGCA